CUUCCCGCCCGUUCCGCGUACUCUAGAUUUCUCUUUCCACUUCUACAGCAAUCGAGAACAACAGGAAUCAGUAAAAAAGCGACGCUUCCCCUUCCGCAUCUCAGUUCCCAAACCAGCGAAAAUCACCAUCACCCCUUCCACUUCCGGAUUGCAACAAAAAAAUCAUCCUACCUCAGCCAACGUCGACAAGGGCGUUGUCGAUCUCGCUGCUUCCUCCUAGUACACUACAUUGACAUGAAACAGGAGGGUGAAAAAAGGAAGAUUCUAGAUCAAGAGUAGCUAUAUAUUGACAAUGAUACCAAUGCAGGGUGAGCUUACCACAAUAUCUGAUCUUCGUCUAUCAACAACAAAUGCUGUUUUACAUGUAAGAGUAUCAAGGAUGUGGGAAUUCAGAGAGGGAGGAAAUGAAAAAGGGAAUAUAAAGCAUCUUGACUUGGUUCUCAUUGACCAGAAGGGUGAUGCAAUCUAUGCUGAAAUACCACCAGAUGUAAUACCAAUUUUAAAGCCUCAGCUGUGCGAAAAACUAAUCAUUUUCAUUGGCAAGUUUGUGGUUGAAAAAGCUAAACCUGGAUACAAGGUGGUGCAAAACCCAUAUAUGCUGAGGCUGAACAGAAGGACUACCAUUGCCAAAUCAAAUGCUCAUGAUCUGGAAUUUCCAAAAUACACAUUCUCAUUGACUCCAAUUGAAAUAUUGCCACAAUUUGUUAAAAAUAAAGAACGAUUCCUAGAUGUACUUGGAAAAAUCACCGCUGUCUCAAAUCCUGCAGUAGUGCGUAACACUGUAGGAGACAUCAUGAUGAGAAGAAUAAUAAAGCUGCAGGACCUAAGGUAUGCAGGUUCUAGAGUUUGAUGGUGAUGCUGUCCUUAAAAUUGGAGAAAAGAACCAUAUAAUUGCUAUCUUUGUUGGCACCUUAAUGAAACAAUAUAAAGAUGGAACACAAUUUCUAAGUGGAACAUCAGCUUGUUGCUGGUAUAUCAACGAGAAUGACGUACCUGCAAUAAAAGCUUUUCA
Messenger RNA from Panicum virgatum (switchgrass), 1012 nucleotides. RefSeq lists its product as uncharacterized. The transcript has 7 exons. NCBI's taxonomy places the organism in Eukaryota, Viridiplantae, Streptophyta, Magnoliopsida, Poales, Poaceae. The record is from RefSeq and is a predicted model, not a curated record. The coding region runs from base 293 to 850 and encodes 185 amino acids.